AUGUCAGCCAACAACGCCGACUUCGACAGCGCCCCCGAGCCCUUCCGCGGCACGCGCUCCCAAGUCGGCCCCUUCCUUGCCCAGCUUGAUGAGGAGUUCAAGGCUCAGCCUGAUGUCUUCUCCAGCGACCAUGCCAAGAAGGUCACGUACGCGACGUCGAACCUUCGCGGUGCCGCCAUGAAGUGGGUCCUCGCCCACCCCGAGGCGACACAGGGGACCUGGGACCAGUUCGUCAAGGAGUUCUGCGAGCGCUUCGGCAAUCCCGACGAGAGCCAGACGGCGUUCAACCAGCUCAAGAAGCUGAAGCAGCACGGUAGCGCCAAGGGUUACCUUCAGCGCUUCAACAUCUACGCUGAGAAAGCCAAGCUGGACGACAACACGAAGAAGAACAAGUGGUUCUACCGCGGCCUCGCCGACGACGUCAAGGACAGCCUGAUGGCGAGCGAUUGGGACUGGAAGAUGGACUUCAACCAGUUCGCCGACAUGGUCGUCAAGAUCGACACCAAGCUCCACCCCCCGCACCUCAACGAGCAGGAGAACCGGUACGGUCAGUGA
Trichosporon asahii var. asahii CBS 2479 is the source of this 555-nucleotide messenger RNA. RefSeq lists its product as uncharacterized. The coding region runs from base 1 to 555 and encodes 184 amino acids. The record is from RefSeq and is a predicted model, not a curated record. Lineage: Eukaryota; Fungi; Basidiomycota; Tremellomycetes; Trichosporonales; Trichosporonaceae. The transcript has 3 exons.